This is a messenger RNA of Solanum pennellii, 1127 nucleotides long. RefSeq names its product dehydrodolichyl diphosphate synthase 2-like. The transcript is spliced from 3 exons. Gene Ontology annotation, cellular component: chloroplast stroma. NCBI's taxonomy places the organism in Eukaryota, Viridiplantae, Streptophyta, Magnoliopsida, Solanales, Solanaceae. The record is from RefSeq and is a predicted model, not a curated record. Gene Ontology annotation, biological process: response to cold; plastid membrane organization; polyprenol biosynthetic process. The coding region runs from base 132 to 1007 and encodes 291 amino acids.
GAUCAAUCCCUAAAUUUAUAUUCUCUCUUUAUAGACCUCGUGUCAAGUUUAUUAAUGUCACAUAAAUUUAGAUGAACUAGGGAGUACUAAUUCAAACCGACGAGCUUUGAACCCAGAUCACACAAUACAACAUGCUGUCCCUGGGAUUCUCACUUCCUCCUCCUUCCAAUAAUAAACUAAUUAUUACCAGCAAAAACCAAUAUAAUUAUCGUACCAAUUUAGCCAAUGUUUGUUCUAAUAAUAAUGUUAAUGCAGUUGGGGAUCAAUUAAUGACACUGCCUGAGGGUCUCAAACAUGUUGCAGUGAUCAUGGAUGGUCAUAGAAGGUGGGCAAAAAACAAAGGCUUGACCGUAAAGCAAGGUCACCGCGCUGGCGGAGAGAAAAUUCAAGUCCUCACCCGCCUUUGUAGCCACUGGGGAGUCAAAGUUCUAACCAUUUUUGCAUUCUCUACAGAAAAUUGGGUUCGCCUCGAAGAGGAGGUUGACUUUCUUAUGAAGUUGUUUUUAGAGCUGAUAGGCUCACAAGAAAAAUUGGAUGAGUGGACAAGGGAUGGUAGGCGAGUAUCAUUUAUUGGGGAUAAAUCAAUCUUUUCCAAGUCUUUACAGGAAGCUCUUGCUGUAAUGGAGGAGAGAACAAAAUUUAAUUCUGGACUUCAUGUAAUAAUAGCAAUCAAUUACAGUGGACGACAAGAUAUAUUACAAGCAACCAAAAGCAUUGCUAUUAAAGUAAAAAAUGGAGAUUUAACUGUAAAAGACAUUAAUCAGAGCUUAUUUGAACAAGAACUGGAAACUCAUUGCGCCGAAUUUCCUGAACCAGAUUUGUUAAUUAGAACAAGCGGAGAGAAAAGAGUUAGCAAUUUCAUGUUAUGGCAAUUAGCUUAUACUGAACUCUAUUUCGCGAAUAAGUUAUUUCCCGACAUGGAAGAAGCUGAUUUUAUCGAGGCUUUAACUUCGUUUAAGUCAAGACAGAGACGCUAUGGUGGACAAAAAAAACUGAUAAUAAGCUAAUUUAUGUACGAAGUUCCAUUGAAAUCUUGAUUAAAUUUUAAUUGUCUGUUGCAAUCCUUCCUAUCAAACACCAUAUAUGUAAUUACUAUUUUCAUAUCUUCAAAGUCAUAUGCUUUCAAA